AUGUUUGUUCGUUCCAUCCUGCUGGGUGGCGCGGCUGCCGUGGGCGCCAGCGCGAUGCUGGUCGUCCCUGAGAUGGAAGCCCAGAUGGACAACAAGCAACUGGAAAGUAUUGAAGAUGAUUUUGUGCAAAUCAUGCAGCCUGUUUAUGCAAAUGUUGACUUCAACAUGAUGCUCAACUGCGACGAGUGUCCUUUCCGUGAAGUCAACGAGGAAGGUGUCGUCAGCUGGACUGAUGACAAGCCAUCUGCGCUCUAUGUCAACUUCCGCGUGGAAGACAACCGCUUGCUGGCCAACGACCAACAAAUCUUCCCUCCCGUUCCUCCAGGCCCCAUUACUGUCACCCAGAUCGCCAGAGAUAGCGUUGACGAGUCGAGCCCCGUCACCGUUGGCUACGCCCUCGAGGUCAUGCCUCACCCCCGCCCCGCCGAUGCGCAGGACGCUGACAUGCUUGAUGUCCGGCUCACUAUCCUGGACCUCGAGUCCCACCCCGUUCCUGUUGACACCAUUGCGAUCACUCUGAUUCUCACCCCGACCGGCGACAUGUUCCUUGCCGAUGGUGACUUCGAGAAGUCCACCGGACACCACCAGAAGCAGUCUUGGAAGCAGUGCCACGGCAAGCCCAAGUGCCUGCAGGAGCUCCUCUUCUCCCGUAUUCAUGAUCUUUUCUCGUCCGCCAAGGACCGUGUUAUGGGCAUGGGUGGUAAGGGUGGCUGCAAGGGCAUGAAGGGCAUGAAGGGCAUGGGUGGCCACCACAAGCAGCAUGAUGAGUUCGGCCUCGAGGGCGGCAAGGGACCUCACCACAAGCACCACGACGACUUUGAUGGCGAGAAGGGUCCCCACCACGAGCACCAUGAUGACUUUGAUGGCGAGAAGGGCCCCCACCACGAGCACCACGAUGAGGCCGAUUUCGAUGGAGAGAAGGGUCCCCACCACGAGCACCACAAUGACUUUGAUGGCGAGAAGGGCCCCCACCACGAGCACCACGAUGACUUUGAUGGCGAGAAGGGUCCUCACCACAAGCACCACGACGAGGCCGAUUUCGAUGGAGAGAAGGGUCCCCACCACGAGCACGAGGAGGGUUUCAUGUCCAUCGAGGAGCUUGAGGAGAAAUUCGGUUCCAAGGCCCAGGGCCACAACCCGUGGGCUGUCCACCACGGUUUCAACUCUGAGGAUGCUGAGGGCCGCCCCCCUCGCCCUCACCACAUGCACGGAGGUCCCCACGGCGCUUUUGCCCACACUUUCUCCCGCGUUGUGCGCUUCAUUGUUGUCCCCGCUAUCCUGGGUGUUUUGGCCGGUCUGACCGCCAGCGCUGUUGGUAUGCUUGUGGGCCAGGCAGUCAUCUUCCUCUGGCAACGUUACCGCGGCACCAAGAAGCAGGAGCACAAGGCUGCCUGGGAGUCGGGCAACGUCUGUGAAAAGCAGGGCCUGAUGACCGAGUCUACUGAGGAGUACCUCCCCGAGUACACUGAAGAGGCUUCCCAGAUCCGUGGAUCCAUGGACAAGAACUAG
Penicillium verhagenii is the source of this 1509-nucleotide messenger RNA. RefSeq lists its product as uncharacterized. Bases 1 to 1509 code for a protein of 502 amino acids. The record is from RefSeq and is a predicted model, not a curated record. The transcript has 2 exons. NCBI's taxonomy places the organism in Eukaryota, Fungi, Ascomycota, Eurotiomycetes, Eurotiales, Aspergillaceae.